This is a messenger RNA of Myotis lucifugus (little brown bat), 1444 nucleotides long. RefSeq names its product MICAL like 1 (gene MICALL1). The transcript is spliced from 11 exons. Lineage: Eukaryota; Metazoa; Chordata; Mammalia; Chiroptera; Vespertilionidae. Bases 20 to 1366 code for a protein of 448 amino acids. The record is from RefSeq and is a predicted model, not a curated record.
AAAUGUUUUACCACGAUUCAUGCCGGUGUCUCACCACCCGGAAAGGGCCCGUCACCCUCCUCCCCGCCAUCCACUCCAGUGGAACCAGAAGAGAGGGCUCAGGGCGAGGAGCUCGCCUCAGGUCACCUGUCGGAGCAGGGCGCCCACCGGACCCCCAGCAGCGUCUGUGCAGCCUGCGGGCAGCACGUGCACCUGGUGCAGCGGUAUCUGGCCGAGGGCAAGCUGUACCACCGGCACUGCUUCCGCUCUCCACGCCUCCCGCCUCUCACACUCGGAGCCGCCCUCGGCCACCCCGUCGCCGGCCCUCAGUGUGGAGAGCCUGUCGUCCGAGGGCGCCAGCCAGCCCGCCGGUGGGGACCUCCUGGAGCCGCCGGUUGUGCCCAAGAGCUCCUCAGAGCCUGCUGUCCACGCUCCGGGCACCCCCGGGACCUCUGCCAGCCUCUCUGCCGGCUCCUCCCUGUCCUCCUCUGGGGAGCUGGCGCAGCCCACCCCGGACCGGACGCCUCAAGCCAGCCCUGGCCUCGCCCCCAAUACGAGGGGCAGCUCGGGUGCCCAGCCAGCCAAGCCCUGCAGUGGCGCUGCCCCCACCCCGCUCUUGUUGGUGGGAGACAAGGUCCCCGUGCCUUUGCCUGGCACCUCCUCCCCGCAGCUCCAGUCUUCCUGCAAGGAGAAUCCUUUUAACCGGAAGGCGUCGCCCACAGCGUCCCCAGCCCCAAAGAAAGCCACCAAAGGACCCAAGCCAGCGAGGCCACCUGCCCCAGGACACGGCUUCCCGCUCAUCAAGCGCAAGGUCCAGGCUGACCAGUACAUCCCCGAGGAGGACAUCCACCGAGAGGUGGACACCAUCGAGCGCCAGCUGGACGCCCUGGAGCUCCGCGGGGUGCUGCUGGAGGAGAAGCUGCGAGGCGGGGUGAAUGAGGGCCGUGAGGACGACAUGCUGGUGGACUGGUUCAAGCUCAUCCACGAGAAGCACCUGCUGGUGCGGCGGGAGUCCGAGCUCAUCUACGUUUUCAAGCAGCAGAACCUGGAGCAGCGCCAGGCCGACGUGGAGUAUGAGGUCAGGUGCCUCCUCAACAAGCCAGAAAAGGACUGGACAGAGGAAGACCGGGACCGGGAGAAGGUGCUGAUGCAGGAGAUGGUGACUCUCAUCGAGCAGCGCGAUGCCAUUGUCAACUGCCUGGAUGAGGACCGGCAGAGGGAGGAAGAGGAAGAUAAGAUAUUGGAAGCCAUGAUUAAGAAGAAAGGGUUCCAGAAGGAGGCUGAAUCCGAGAGCAGCAAGAAGGGGAAGUUCAAGAAGGUGAAGGUGCUGAAGCUGCUGGGAAAUAAGCGUGACGCCAAGAGCAAGUCCCCCGGGGACAAGAGCUGACAGCGAGGGGCCUUCCACCCUGUGGCUCAGCCUGUCCGGGCUGGUUCCUGUGACUCCGAUGCUGUGUCAGACCCAAGG